CACACAAACAGUAAUACACUUUGAACUUCAUGAGAGGGACUGAAAAGAAUGCAUUACUCUAUUUAUCUGCUUUGAUUUUUAGACGUCUAGAGAGAUUUUUCAACACUUUUGCAUGGCGAGGAAUUUGAAGCUGGAAUGAAUAAUAUGAAUACGAGUCUAGGGAAGGUUUCAGUAGAAGUACCAUCUAAGCCUUCUGUUUUCACAUUUGUGCCAGUGGUUCAGAAAUUACCAAUUGAAAGCCUUAUUACUGAAGAAGAGAGAUGUGGAGCUCUAACAGGAAAGCCAACUAAGCUGGACCACACUGUAACCUGUUUCUCCUCUGAUUCAUUCACAUGGAGCGAAGUUGUGGCACGAGACCAUAGCUGUGUCCCAUGAGGAGACAACCGGGGACACCAUGACGGACGGAAACAUUUUCAAAGCAGAGAGAGUCUUCAUCAAGGACUCUGUGGAGAGAGGAGCAGGAAAAACAGUCCAGCCGGGGACGAAAUUUCAACUCAAACUGUCAUCGGACGACGUGAGCCUCUGUCAAACUGAAGCCUGUCCUUCUGUCAGCGCUCAGUCUGAAAAUACGCCCAACCACGUGGCUGCUGGGACGGCCUCUAUGGAAACAGCUGUUGAUAAAUACAGGAGCAUUUCCCGGUGGCAGUGUCACGAUACUGCUGGAAACGCUGAGGUUAGCUCAGGUUUCUAUGCAAAUAGAGCGUCAGUGUCAGAAGACAGAAUGAGCCCCACAAACUCUGCAGAUAUUUUCCCCACCCCGGCCUCAUCCAGAGAGUCUAUCGUCUCAGAGGGCUCGGACAAGGAGAAGAGAUGGUCCGCCGUGCAGCCUUCCUCUGUAACCUCUCCUGCCUCAUUCAGCCGCACUGUUUCUCCCUGUUCAUCUGUCCUCUCUGGCAUCUUCUCCCCUGCUGUUGUCCAGAUCAAGAGGCACUUUCUCGCUCCUGGCUCAAGUCUGAUUCACACCCCCCAGACCUGUUUCUCAUCCUGCGAGAGCCUGUCCUCCUCUGUCUGUCCCCAGUCCCCCCCACCCCGGCACCGACCUCCUCUCACCCGACUCUCACUCCUCACUGCAAUCCUGAGAAAAGGCCGUCUCCCCGUUCUGUCGCCUGCUCUGCAGAGGCCUUACACCCCCUGCUGGCCGGUCAACCCCGUGACCCUGUCUUUCUGUAAUGCCUGCUCAGCGGCCUCCAGUGUGGCCUCGAUUCCCCUGGAGUUUUCCUCCCAGUUCUCCUCAUCAGCAUCUAUAGAUAGUCAGAGCCACAUUCACAGGGAGCCUCAUAGAUGUGUCACUGCUCCUCCACCUGUGCAGUUAAAUGAGCUCAGCAGUACAUGCCCUCAAACUAAAGUGAAAAGAUGCUCAGAGCAGAUUUUCUCAAGCAGUGCGCCUCCACAGGAGCAGGCCGUUUCACAUGUGCUGGUGAAGAGCAGCACGCUUCCCCAGGUUCCUCUGUUUUGCUCUAACUUAAAAUCUGUUUCUCCACCAAAGCAUGAAGAAUUAGACUGUGCACCUUCCAAAAAAAUGCAACACACACACACGUCUGCUUCCAAGUCCGCAGAGAUAAAGCAGAGCGGUGUUCAAACGUAUCUCAAGGGCCGUGCAGAUAAUAACCUUAGAAAACUAAUCUCCUCCUCCCCUAAACUUAAUAAUGAGCACGAGACCUCUGCAACCCAGAAAUGGAGACCAAAUUCAUCUCUCUCAAGGCUUCACUCGCUGUCUCAACAACUGAGAUCCCCGCCCCUCUGCUCCCCUCAGCUUCAGCCUUUACACUCACCCGGUGUCACCCGCACAGGCCCAAUAUCACCUUUGCAUCCUUUACAAAACACCACAGGAAGGUGUGAGUCAGGGAGGAGCUGCCCUGAUUCCAAAAAUGUCACAAAAUCAGAGGGUUUUCACAAAGCUCACUGUCUGUCUCCUUCCCGCUACACACCUAUCAUUUUCUCUGGAUGGCCUUCACCCACCAGCUCCCCCACGCCUACGCCCUCUCCUGCUCCACCAAACAGAGACCUCACCCCAUCCCCUUCUCUCUCCUUGUGCUCAACGCCCUCCCCAAGGCCUGGGAGUGGAAUAUCAGACUGCAGUGACAGGGAGGGUAAAAAAAGAAAGACACACAAGAUUAAAUUAAGCUACAAAUCUCUCGCGGCAAUUCCCACGAACACCCUUCUGUUGGACCAGCAGGCAAUAGACGAGCAAGUAGAGAGAGGAGGGAGUCCGCGUGACACGCCGGACAGAGGUGUUACAUUGGACGGAGGUGUUACAGACACCCAUGCUGAGAUGUGUUCACCUGCUCAGCUCCGGCAACAGUCAGAGGAACUCUAUACAGUUAUUGACGAGAUAUUGGCAAAUUCCACUCCAACAACAUCCCAGUCGCUGCAGUCCUCCAGAUCAUCGACUCCCAACCCUGGUCUGCAGCAAAGCAACUCAUCAUUUCCUAAAUCCUUGGGGCGUGAAACCAAAUAUGCAUCUUUAUGCAGCUUGCACCCAUCUGCUAGUGCCGAAAGAAACAUUACGGAUCCUAAAAAGACAAAGCCUGGGGUUAUUCGUCCAAUGACGGCCAUUCCAAGACUGACGGUGGAAGAUGAAGAAAUAUUUUAUCCAAAUCCCUUCAAACUGUCUGAUGUCAAGGAAACCUUAACUGGCAGCAAAAAGGUGGAGCCAAGAAAAGAUUUUUACACAAGUUCAAAACCCCAAAUGUUGAGAGAGGAGAAGAAGCCUGAAAGAAGAUCUCCGUUCUCUGUGUGUGCCCUGCGGAUUACAGAGCCCGAAGACCAGAUCAGUCAUCCAGUGAAAACGUGUUUCAGUCCUACUGAGGGGCGGAUGGAUGCUUUUGAGACUCAUAUUUAAAGUGUUAACACUUAAGCAUUCACCAUCAAGUCUGUUAAGACUCAACCAGUAUAGAAAGCCAUUACACAGUUAAAGGAGGAAUGACAGUUAACUGCACCUUACAUUAAUUUUUGAAUGACUGCAUAUCCCGCAUAUUAUCAGCUGACAACAAGGAUUUACAACCUGAUUUCAAAACAUAUCUGGACCCCGUCUAAAACAUUAAUAAAACAGAAUUUGAUCAUUUCUAAAACCCUUUUGACAUAUACUGAAAUGAAAAAAGUACAUUGUAUUUAAUGCUUUCCCCCAACUUUGUGUCUGAAACACAAGCUUGUAUGAAAGAUUCAGGCUCAGGAACACUUUGUACAAGUAUUGUUGUACAAACUACAGGGCUCAUGUGCAAAUGAUUGCAUUCGGAUUUUGUUCACGCCUCAGAGAGUGUUCAAACUUUUUUGCAAUUAGGGUUGUGUUAUGUUUUACAGAGAUGAUAAAAAUGCAUGGCGCUGUCUGUUCCUUAACCCCACCCUACACCCCUGGGUGGGUGGGGGCGGGGUGUCUAUUUUUGGUCAAAAAUAGACAAAACUGUCAUUCUAGCCCCCAACAAUCAACUGUGCUGUAAUGUACUGAAAAGUUAUUCUCAAGAAACAAUCUGUACAUUGAGAAAUGAGCAACAAGCACAGGUGGAUGAAGCAGGUAGUGAAAA
Messenger RNA from Scatophagus argus, 3521 nucleotides. Its product is annotated as muscular LMNA-interacting protein. The transcript is spliced from 13 exons. Gene Ontology annotation, biological process: negative regulation of transcription by RNA polymerase II. Bases 395 to 2842 code for a protein of 815 amino acids. Gene Ontology annotation, molecular function: lamin binding; transcription corepressor activity. The record is from RefSeq and is a predicted model, not a curated record. Lineage: Eukaryota; Metazoa; Chordata; Actinopteri; Scatophagidae. Gene Ontology annotation, cellular component: nuclear envelope; PML body; sarcolemma.